AGUGUUUGAUCGGAACUCAUCAAUAACGCAAUGAGGUUUAAUUUCAUUAUCUCUACCUUUUGUUUCUUAACAAUCGUAAAGAUAGCUCAAUCAGCUACGUGUUAUUAUACAAUAGAUUUGAUUGGCUACUCGUGUCGAUUGAUGGCGAAUACAGAUGCGGAACCAAUUAAUUUGGUUAUCACUGGAAAUCAUGUCUUUCCGAAAGACGAUCAAGAUGUUGUUAAUAUAAGAUCGUCUGACUCUAAAAUUGAAUUCUUUCCAUCAAGUAUGCUAGGAAAGUUUCCCAAUUUAAAAUAUUUAACUCUGAACAAAGUCAGUAUGACAAGGAUUAAUACUCAAUUGUUAUACUGCCAAAAUCUACAGAAGAUAAAUUUAUUCAUCAACGGAAUUUACAAUAUUUCAUCUGGAGCUUUUGAAAGUUGCAUUAAUCUUUUGGAAUUGGAUCUUGGACGGAAUUCAUUGAACUCUAUUGAAACGGAAUCAUUUAAAGGAUUGGACAAGCUUGAGUUACUCUUCUUAGAUUCAAAUGACAUCCGAGAAAUUCGUGUAGGCGAUUUAAACGGUUUUAGAAAUUUGAGGCGUCUGCAAUUGAGUGGGAAUAAAAUAUCAAACAUAAAUUCUGGCGCAUUUGAUUCACUGUCAGAACUCGAACAUCUUUAUCUGGGAGAGAAUGAAAUUACGAGCAUUGAUUCGAGUCUAUUCAGCAGUUUAAGGAAUUUGAUAACUUUCUCUGUAGCUUCAAAUCAGUUGACUAAGAUAGAAGCUUUGACUUUUGAGAAUUUAUUGAAAUUGGAAAACCUUUAUCUCACUGAUAACAAACUUACUUCAUUACAUGAUAACACAUUUACGGGAUUAGAUAAUUUAGCGGUUUUACAAAUUGUAGCGAAUGACAUUGACUCACUUUCUUCGUUUGUCUUUGAAAAUUUAACCCGUCUUGUGAAUCUUGAAUUGACAAAUAACAAAAUAACAAGAUUGGAAUCUGAGACAUUCUGGAAUUUGGUGAACUUGUUUCGUCUUGAAAUUAAUAGCAAUUUAAUUGAUUUCAUUCAUCCCGAAGCAUUUUCGACAUUUACAAGACUUGAUGGUUUAUGGCUUGAAGAUAAUAAACUUCAGAACUUGGAAUUUUUGAAGACCGACGCUAUGAAGACUGUGACCUCUUUAGUGUUGGAAGAUAAUUUAAUUAAUGACCUUCCAAUGGAUACUUUCAAUUCUUUCGUUAGAGCUAGAACUUUUCAUCUUGACUUUAAUCAGAUUAAAGAAGUUCGGUCAUCUGCAUUUGGUGCUCUUCCAUAUCUUACAUAUCUGCACGUUGAGAACAAUCAAAUUGAGGUCAUUGAGAAUAAAUUCAUUGAAAACAUUCCGAACCUGAGCAUCAUUUUUGCAUCAAACAACACCUGCAUAAAUGAAAUACUCAGGAAUAUUACAUAUGAAAUGGAUCUUUUGGAAGAUUGUCUUAGUUCUGCACCAGUAUUUACAGCUCAAUCUUUUAUAACAAUCACGUCAAGUUUCGUAAUUUCACUGUGGAGUUUCAUGAAACUUUAAUAAUAAAUAAUAAAAACAUCUUUAUGAAAUUUUAAUACAACAGACGAUGAAUAAAUUUCUAUUUUUCACUCUCCGC
Messenger RNA from Clunio marinus, 1618 nucleotides. NCBI's taxonomy places the organism in Eukaryota, Metazoa, Arthropoda, Insecta, Diptera, Chironomidae. The record is from the annotation of a GenBank genome assembly.